This is a messenger RNA of Portunus trituberculatus (swimming crab), 2114 nucleotides long. Its product is annotated as homocysteine-responsive endoplasmic reticulum-resident ubiquitin-like domain member 2 protein. The record is from RefSeq and is a predicted model, not a curated record. Lineage: Eukaryota; Metazoa; Arthropoda; Malacostraca; Decapoda; Portunidae. Gene Ontology annotation, biological process: endoplasmic reticulum unfolded protein response. Gene Ontology annotation, molecular function: protein binding. The coding region runs from base 122 to 1495 and encodes 457 amino acids. The transcript is spliced from 7 exons.
GCUGAGAGAGAGAGAGAGAAGAAGGAGGAAGGUCGACUAUCUUCAUAUUUAACCCAUUUUUACGCCUCCCCACGGCCCCCUUGCCCCAUUUCUGCCCCCGUCCCCUUCCUACACCCCAGAGAUGGAGGAGCAAGUGAUCUUAAUAGUGAAGGCGGCCAACCAGACUUCACCUGACCAGCGCGUGGAGUGUGAGGGGAGCUGGACAGUGGGCAACCUCAAGACACACCUCAGCCACACACAUCCUGUCCAUCCUAAAACGGAGGAGCAGCGUCUUAUCUACUCCGGCCAGCUGUUGUCGGAUCACCACCAGCUGUACAACAUUCUGAGGCGUCCCUCGGAAGACAACACGUACACCAUCCACUUGGUCUGCUCCCCGCCCCCCCAACCACCCCCACGCACCUCACGACCCGUCCACCAGGCAUCCCCGCCCCCCACCAGGACAGCAGCCACCUCAGAGGGCCAAGAAGGGGCUGCUGUGGCCAUGAACGGUGGGCAGCAGGAUACAACAGAUGGUAUACGCCGCCGCCAUCCCACCACGUCAAACCCCCAGACUCUGGAUGCCCCGGGGCCGCCUCCCCCUGCCCCAAGCCCGCCCCUGGCCCCUCAUGCCAUCUUGCAGCCCAGUGCCGACCCUAUGCACCAAGUGGCCGCUAUGCAACAAAUAUACGCACACUAUAUGGCUUAUGUGCAGUACAUGCAGAUGGGGGGUGGUGUGGGGGGUCUACCCUGGCCACAGCAAAUGAUUCAGAUUCCACCCCCGCCGAACCCCGCCACUGCCACCACCGCUGCUGCCACUGCACCCCCAGAGCCCCCCGAGCAGCCCCAGCCUGACCCCACCCAGCCUGCCGACCCGCCCCCCCAGGCCCCGCCACAGCAGCCCAUCAGAAUGAAUGCACAAGGUGGCGAGGUGGAGGAUGACGAGGAGGAGGAAGGGGCUGCCCGUGAUUGGUUGGACUGGAUCUACGUGUUGUCUCGAAUGGUCGUUCUUCUCUCCAUUGUUUACUUCUACUCCACGCUGUCCAGAUUCAUGAUUGUUAUCUUCAUCACCAUGCUGCUUUACUUGUACCAAGCUGGCUGGUUCCGACCCACAAGGCGAGUGGAUGGCCUGCCCCCCCACCCCAACCCUGCAAACAACAACAACAAUAACAACAACAACAACAACAAUGAGGCCGCCCACAUGCAGGAGGAGGAGGAGGAGGAGGAGGAAGACGAGGAAGAAGAGGAGGAGGAGGAGGAGGAGGUUGAGAUAGGGAGGAGAGAGGGAGUAAUGGGGAGUGAUGGCAUGGCAAUGGUUAUCCGCCCGUCUCUUCUCUCUCUCUCUUGGACUUUCAUCACUUCCUUCUUCACUUCCCUCAUUCCUGAGCAGCCACAGGGGUGUAAGAGAGAGAGAGAGAGAGAGAGAGAGAGAGAGAGAGAGAGAGAGAGAGAGAGAGAGAGAAUGUGUGUGUAUGUAAGUAAGAGAAUUAUGUGCGUUUGUGUGUGUUUAGAGCUUUGAGUGUUACUAUGAGAGAGAGAGAGAGAGAGAGAGAGAGAGAGAGAGAGAGAUUGAACAGAAGAUUAAGUAAAUAUGGAAGUGAAAAGCAAUAAUGAAAAUGUGUGUGUGUGUGUGUGUGUGUGUGUGAAGGAAACUUGGAGAAUUAUGUUAUUUUUUUACUUAGAGAGGGAGAGAGAGAGGGAGAGGGAGACGGAGACUUAAUAUUAUAUGAAAUGAAAUAGGUAUAUAAAAAAGAAAUUAAGAAAAUAAGGGUAGAAAUAUCAGUAAGAGGUUGCCAUUGUGUGUGUGUGUGUGUGUGUGUGUGUGUGUGUGUGUGUGUGUGUGUGUGUGUACAUAUGUAUGUAUUUGGGUCAGUAAUAGUUAUACAUUAAAAAAAAUAUGGAUUUAUGUAAUUAUAGAUGUGGAAAAAAGUUAUUACUAUUAUUACUAUUACUACUACUACUACUACUACUAUUGUUUGUUCGUUUGUUUGUACGUUUGACACUUCACUCACUCGUAUGUCAAUGAAUGAUAUAAUUUAUUUGUAUUUAUCUGUAUUUGUACAUAGUUACUGUGUGUGUGUGUGUGUGUGUGUGUGUGUGUGUGUGUGUGUGUGUGUGUGUGUUAUCCUCACUGUGAU